Coffea arabica (coffee) is the source of this 684-nucleotide messenger RNA. NCBI's taxonomy places the organism in Eukaryota, Viridiplantae, Streptophyta, Magnoliopsida, Gentianales, Rubiaceae. The record is from RefSeq and is a predicted model, not a curated record.
AUGAAGAAAAAGGAGCUGGAAAGUAUAAGAAGGAGGGAUGGUGUUGGGACAAGCUAUGAAGGAUCUAUCAAGAGAGUUUGGAAAGCAGUAUGGAAGCAGAAAGUGUGCCAAAAAAUGAAAAUAUUUAUAUGGAAAUGUCUGCAUGGAGGUCUCCCAGUGAGAGGUGAAAUUCACAGACGAACAAGGCAAGGAAAUCCUAAAUGUGCAGCGUGUGGAGAAGAGGAAGAAACAAUAGAACACCUGCUGCUCCAAUGCAACAAAGUAAAGGAAGUAUGGAAGCUAUCGCCUGUACAAUGGGAUGGAAUACAGCAUACAUCAAACUGUUUCAUCAAAUGGUGGACUGCAAUCAUGGAAGCUCAAGAAGAGAGAGGAGGGGAGGACCAAGUGAACCUCACCAUAAAUAUUCUCUGGCAGAUUUGGAAGGCCAGAAACGAGAGGAAGUUUGAAUACAAGGAAAAGGAACCUCAUAAGGUAAUACAAAAGGCAGUGAAGGGAUGGAUGGAAUUUGAUGAGGCUAACAGAGGGAAGGAGACAAGGAAGAACACCCAGGGAACAGAAAUACUGGAACGUGUUGAGCAAGAUCAAAGCCAGAGAGAGAAUCAAGCCAGGAUGAUGAUCAAGGUCCACACUCACCAAGACAGAAGGCAACAUAUGGUGGGGAUUGGAAUCACUGCUACUGACUAG